CUUCGCUUGAAUUCGUGCUUGAGGACUUCAGUGCUAUAGGAAGCCAGUCGUUUGAGUGCGGCAGUGUUAUUUCAAGAAUUAGCGUUGAAAUUAUUAGAAUUAUGUGUCUCCAAUUGUGUCUUUAGCGUGUGAAAAGUACAGGAACGUGAUAACUCCAAGAAGUUGGAAAAAGAAUGGAAGUGGUUCGGAGUUAUGACAUCGCGCGUUUGGUUCUUGGUUACCUCAGGGAUAGUAAAUUAGAUGCGGCCGCCCGGUUGUUCUGCAAAACCAGUCCGUACUUAGUGCAAGAAAAUGAGCUCGUCCGGAAAGGCUUCUGGCCGUUCUCUCUGCGGCAUGAUCACCUCAAGGACAUCAUCACGGAGUUCUGCGAGAUUCAGUGCGAAGUUGUAAAGUUCAUUGAUUCGCUGCCGGAAAAGGAGCAGAGUCGGUUCCCCAAACACGGCACCCUCCUGGCAAAGAUCAGUCUCCUCUUGAAAAUCGCUAAGGAGAACUGCGCGGGAAGGAAAGAUGAUGAUCAGAAAAUUAAAAGGAGGAAGACAGUGUCGGAAUGUCCAUCAUUUGAGGCGACCCAAGAAAAAGAUCUUCCCGGUUUUUCGCCACGUUUGCGUCGAUCGUUUCCCCAGUGCUCAUCGAGUAAGAAACCCAGGCACUACGAGUCGACAGACGAGGACACACCUGGAGUUCGUUGCGCUGCCUCCCACUCAUCAGAUAGUGAAGCCAGCAAUAAAUCUCCAAAACCAAACCGAAAGGCGACUCCUGCAGAUGAAGACUUGGUUGAUACCGCGCCUGUCCCUAACUUCCCAGCUAUAUCCGCGGCCUUACUGGAAAAUGCUGAGUUCCAGAACAAAUUGGUGGAAAAUAUCAACAAGAAGUUAUCGUCGGGGCCAGCGCCAACUCCAGAAAAGGUUGUUUCUGAGGAAAAACCAGACGCAGAAAAGCCGUCAGACAAUAUCGCGGUUCAAUUUGAAGAAAUGAUAAAGAGCAUCCUCGACGAAACGGAGAAAGAUCCGAGAUUCGAUGAUUUAGUCGAAAGUAUUGUUUUGUCAAACAACACAUCCGAGGUGAAGCCGAUGAAAACUAACCAGGCGACGCAGUACAGCCCGAUACAAACAACUUCUGGAGCAAGCUCUACACCAGCACCUGAGGUUCCCGCUGAAGCGCCGCUCAGUGAACCCACCCUCAAACAACGCCUUCGAUCUCGCAAAUCGAAUGUUUCCGUGCAGCCUCCUAAACCGAAAGGUUCUUCAAAGACAUCCAAAGCAAACAUCUCUGUGGAAUCAGUCAAGGCAAAUGUGUCAGGGGAUCCUCCUAAGGACACAAAUAAAAAUUCGCAGGAACCGCCACCGUUCACCCCAUCCAAUUGCAUCACAAACGUAGCAGACGUGAAGGCGAGUUCGUCCUUUCUUGAUUCGGGUAUGUCGACUUCAAAGGUGGUGGUCCAGAGCCCAAACGGCACGAUGUUCACAAGUACUCCCCUGCUUUCAGACUCACUUCUAGGCAGCACGGGCAGCCAGCUUCUGGGCCAAUUGAGUGACAAUCUCCUGAUUGACAUGGCCACUGGGCAGACCAUUCCGUUCCUAAUGUCUGAUGACAUGAACACCAUCUACUUGAAUACGACCAGCGACCCUACAUGCUACAGUAGUGUCCACGUCGGAAGUAUAAUUGAAGCUCCAGACUUGGGGGCUGUUAGUAUUUUACCGCCGAAUAUUGCGUCUAUUUCGGUUCCAGUUAACCAAAAGUGUGUGGAGGCAUCGGCAGUGAGUGUGAGUAUUAUGCCAAACAACGCGCCGCCAACGACCACCGAAAUUGCCGUUCCUGGUCCGUCUGCACCUACGCUUUUGAUAUCGGGUGCGUCGUCGGUUCCAGUGUCGUUGGAGUCUAAGAUCACCGAUCGAGAAAAGGUCACACCUGGUGUGGGUGUUGCAUCCAGUGCGUUAGCAAAGAAUCUCUCAACACCCAGACGCAGGUCAUCUCACGUUCGAGUGUUAAAUUUUACUCCUCCAAAAGGUGCUUCCGACGUGCAAGUUACCGUAAAGCCGUCACAACCCCCUCCAACUGAACUUCUGGAACCUGAAUCACAAGCUAAGCCAACAGAAAUACCAACUGCAGUUGUAGAGCCAACUGAGAAGCCUCAAGACGUCAAAAUUAUCGGAGAAGUGAUCACCAUUUCCAACGAGUCUUCGAACUCCAGCAGCAAUAAUGGCUUUGCUAAGACAACCUCUGAUGUUACUGUCAUUCAUCAAACCAUCUCUGACACUCCGAGGCGUAAAAGUGAAGAUCGGCGCUCCUGCGUGCGCGUGUUGUCGAAGCAGACCUCAUCUGAAACUGGCGGCGAUGUACCGCAACAAAAGAAAUCUGCAAUCAAAAGACCAUCUGAGGCUCAAACCAAAAGUACCAAAAAGCGGCGGAAACAAGACAGCACGAAUGAGGAGCAAAAACCUGCUUCACCAGAAGUGCCAAGCGAUCCAAUGCAAGAGUGGGCGCGGAUGCGAUCAAUUGCACCCGGCAAGUGGGAUCAACAUCUCCGAGCAGUUUGCGCAACAGAACAAGCUGCAAAGCCGCCUCCACCUUCAACAAGGAAGAGAAGACGCAAACUACGACCCUUUCAGCGUAACAAAAAGGCUCAAGCAGGGCACUCGCCCACAGAAGAUCAACCUGAACCUGCGAAAAUUGAGCCGGAAAAGCCUAGCGAAGAACGGGAAGCGGAGCCAGUGCAACCCUCUCCUGGAAGGCAAUCCGCCAAAAAAGCUCUGAUUGAAUUCAAAAUAUCGACGCCAAUAAAGGUAGGCAAAUCUCCGGCUAAGCAGAAGUCUAAGGUGGUAGAUUCUCCGCGUGAUCAACCGUCGGUCGUUUUCAAACAACCAGCAAAGUGCGAGUCACCAAAGCCUCCAUCAGAAAGUGUUGUUCAGCCUGCGCAGUGUCCUAGUAAAGCUCCUGAACGAAUUAACCCUCCAGAAGAAGUGAAAUUGGCGCAAGCGUUACUUGAAAGCCGCUCAAAUAACAUUGGCCUGUUAUUAGAUACUCCAUACAAACUAGAUGCCGUGGGAGUACCUAUUACACCUGGGUUCCUAAUACCAGACAGUAACACCACUCCAAUGAUCCGGUUGACUUCUUUUCGAGGCCAGAUUUCCAUGUGCAAAAAUCCAGAUUUACCAACGCCAAAUUAUGCAAUAACGCCUGGUUCGGGUCUUACGCCGUUUGAUAAGGAUACACCUCGUAGCGGAUACUACAGCAACAACCCAACGGAUUAUUCCUCUGGGAGUUCAUACUAUCGACCGGAUGAAUCAGAUGACCUAGAUAAGCAAUUCGACGCUAUGUUGGCUGAAAAUAGAAAGAAAGCCAGAGAGAAGUCAGUUUUUCCGCUAUCAUCAAUACCCGAAACUCAGGAGAGUCGUGAAGUUUCACAGGAGGAAACCUCGAAUCAAACAGUUGUCACAGCAAUCAACAAACCCACUGAGCCUCGUGAGCACAUCAUAAAAUGCCACCAUGUGCCUGAGAAUAUCGCCUCACCGGCGAAGCUUACUGCGUCGCCGCACUAUACCUUAAGUGACGGCCUUUCGAAAGAUAUUAGCAACGCGUCCGGUUCAACUAGUUCAGAUUCCAGUUCAUGUUCCCAUUCAAGUUCGUCUGAUUCAGAAUGCGGAGACAGCGCUAAAUCAGAGGAUGAUGAUAUCUCUUGGGUUGAGCCUGGAUUGAAUAACGCAUCAGACGCCACUAACAACGACACUAAAGGAAUUGUAGAUGACGACGGUGAAGUUCGUUACCCGAUAAGAAAUUGGAUUACGCCGAAAAAGGCUCAAAAUCAAACCAACUUAAAUUCGAAUUCGGACAAAACUGACAAGAAACUCGCUGAUGUUGUUGACAAAAUUAAAAGCAAGGCAGUGGCUCAACCAAUGCAAACGAAACGGAUUGAAUCAUUGGAAGAGAAACGACUUCGUAUAAAAGAGAAGUUACACAAGGAUUUUGCCUCAAUGGAGACAAAGCGUGCUUGUCACGUGGCUUUGGUCAAACCAAAAGGAAGGCUAAUGACUACCCAUAUCCGCACCAAGAAAGUUCCCAUCGUACAACUACAGAAACCAGUCGAAGUACCAAAGCCUAAUCGAACAAAAAUUGAACUUUUGACCUCAUUGAAUUUAUCACAUAAAAAUAUAGAAAAAUCGGCAUUAACAUGCAGACCGACUACACCUUCGGACAUUGUUGAGACAGACGAAUUUCCCAAAUUGCAAGUGGAUGAGGACUCAAAAGAUAGUGCUGACGCAAUGGAGGUUCGGAAGGCAGCAUUCGUACUCACAAAUAUGAUGAAGGGUUCCGCAAACCCGAUGCCACCGAGUACCACAAGUGACUCUAUUUCGUUGAAGAAACAGAAUGUGGAGCAAUCAGUUGAAACUAAUGCCAAAGGUCGUCGAAGAAAUCCUAAAAAAGCUGCUCCCGAGCCAACAGAAGAGAAAUUGGAUUUGCCACAUAAACCGGUUACCAGGGGUGCAACUAAGAAUAUUAAAAAACAGUUGAAGGAAGACGAACAGAGUAAAGCCACUGACGCGGAUAGGGUUUCUCCAGAGAAGAAGAAAUCUUCACAAAAAGAGGAAAUCCCAGAAAUAAUACCCGAAAAAGAAACCCACGAACAGAAACAGAAUUUAAGGGAAAUAGAACCGACAACUACGGAGACAUGUGCUCAAGAUACAUCGCUCGAAUUUGCAGCUCCUGCUGGGUCAUCUUCAUCUGAUCAGGAAGAGGAUGUGGAUCCAUACGAUGCUUGCGAGUUGGAUACUAUUGAUGAGAACGAUAAAUUACGAUAUUUGCAAAUCACCCACAACGCAUCAAAGUCCAAUAGUGCAACGCAACCUCAAAUGUCAUCGGAAGAAAUGAAAAAUCUGUCGAGUUCAAUUAUGAAUAUUUAUCUCAACGGAGCACCGCACCAAAUUGUUGUCUCAGAUGAAAUUGAACUUUUCUCCAAUUCACCAUCUGUGGCGCUCGUUGGAAAAGUUACAAAGGCUACUGAGGAAAAAUCGACAGCAGCAUCGAAGAGAAAACCAAAAUCAGUGGCAAAUAGGGCGAAGAAGGUUAAAUCGGAGGAAAGUGAAACUGAUGUACCUCGGCAAAAAAAUGCGAGUGUUCCACAUUUGCAGCCAAAAAUCACAAUUAAAUACAAACAAGCUGCGUCAAAGAAGGUUGUGGGUAAUAAACUCAAGACGGAGAGUGUUGUUAGCAACAAGAUUCAGAAGAAAAGCCCAUUAAAGUCAGUCAGAGAGACAGCAGCCAGUGUUGAAUCGUCAAAAACGGAUCUCACAAUGACUCUUAAUACGACGUCCGACACCCAAGCGCCUAUCAAUACUGAGGACAUAUUCGCUGUAUUAUCUCACAUACAUGGAAAUGAGCCGGCAGAAUAAGGAUUUACAUAAGACAAUUUUUCAGUUAUUAUUAAGUAUGAAAAUAUUUAUUGAACGUUGGAUCAUGCGUUACUUUUUUUCGCGAGGAGACAAGUUAAGUUUAAGAGCAAGCAUUCUGUGCAUACUCUAUUGAAUGUACUGACUUAUUUAUUUUGUCAUUUUUUAUAAAUUAGGAUGACUAUUAUAAGGGACGUUAUUUUGAUGACCUAUGUAAAUUUUGUUUUGAUUCGAUUAUUUUGAAAAAAAAGGAUAAAUGAAAAUAAAUGUACAAAGUACAGUA
Hermetia illucens (black soldier fly) is the source of this 5667-nucleotide messenger RNA. It is a transcript of the gene mxc, whose product is annotated as mucin-17. The coding region runs from base 174 to 5387 and encodes 1737 amino acids. The transcript is spliced from 7 exons. NCBI's taxonomy places the organism in Eukaryota, Metazoa, Arthropoda, Insecta, Diptera, Stratiomyidae. The record is from RefSeq and is a predicted model, not a curated record.